Messenger RNA from Aspergillus bombycis, 489 nucleotides. RefSeq lists its product as uncharacterized. Bases 1 to 489 code for a protein of 162 amino acids. Lineage: Eukaryota; Fungi; Ascomycota; Eurotiomycetes; Eurotiales; Aspergillaceae. The record is from RefSeq and is a predicted model, not a curated record. The transcript is spliced from 2 exons.
AUGUUCGUCAAGAAGGCACUCCUCGGCCUCGCCAUGGCGAUGGCACCUACCGCAGUCCUUGGCCUCGACGACUUCUGGCUGGGAUCCUAUUCUGGUGAAGGCCUCGCUGGUACCUGGGGAAACCCUGGGUCGCUUGGUAUGUGUUACUAUACCAUUGUCGGCAAGGGCGUGAACCAGUGUGACGCAACCCGACUGAAUCCAUCCGAUGGAUCUGGCGGCUGCCCUGGCCAGAACGGCCACAUGCCCAAUUUCUGUCAUAUGGCUAUUGCUGGUGGUGGCGUACCUAAUGGCUAUGAGCUUGAUCGCAAUGGGGGUGACUGCCCCAUGGAUAAUUCCCGCUCCGAUGGAACAUGGUACGCCGACGUGGUCGACACCAACAAUGGCAACGCAAAGGUUGGCCGUUGUGUUUAUGAGUUCUGGAAAGGCCCCAACUGCGCUUCAACCGGCAGCUUCCUCACUGAGACCUUUGUUCACUGCUACCAGGACUAA